AUGUCGUCGCUUCUGAGAUCUACAAAAUUUGUGCGGUACUUUACUGGUGCGGCGAGGACGCUAAUUCUUAACUCAGCUAAGACCGCAGAAGCCAAUGCAUUUGCUAAUCCGAAGGCUUUGUGUGCAGCUAACAAUGUAUUCCUGAGAGAUUAUGCCACAACAAAGAAAACAGAGAGUUUGGAACCGCUGCUGCAAAAACUAGACUCUGAAGUGAGGAGGUUUGGGCGCAUCACUAAGAAAGACAUUGAUGAAGUGUUUGAUGAAUUGCAGUCCAAAAAUGACAUCACUAGUUCCCAGUCUCUUCUUGUAAUUAGAUGUUGCGGUGAGUUAGUCCCGGAAGAGUUACCAGAGCAGAGAACUCUCCUUGUUCAGAAAAUAUGGGGAGUAUUGACAGAGAGAGGCAUCCCAAUGGACAUAUCACACUACAAUGCAUUGCUCAGGGUUUAUGUAGAAAAUGAACAUCCAUUUUCACCCGCUCAGUUCCUGGAGGAACUGGAAAGGAAAGGCUUGCAACCCAAUAGAGUCACAUACCAGAGACUCAUGUGGCGGUACUGCCAAGAAGGUGAUGUUGAGGGUGCAACGAAAGUUCUGGAAAAAAUGCGUGAGCUUCACAUGCCAGUCUCAGAGCCAGUAUUGAAUGCUCUUGUGAUGGGCCACGCUUUCCAUGGAGACACAGACGGCGCUAAAGCCGUUUUAGAAACUAUGGCUGGUGCUGGUCUCCAACCAUCUAACAGAACCUACACUCUACUUGCAUGUGGAUAUGCAAAGCAAGGCAAUAUUGACGGUGUGCAAAAUGUGAUCAAAACGGCCAAAGACAAAGAUGCUUUUAUGACUGAUAAGGAUAUUCUAGACAUCAUUGAACAUCUGACACUUGGUGGUCAUGGAGACAAAGUAGAUCAGCUGUUUGAGCAUUUACAAAAAGGUAUUGGUUAUAAUCAAGAUGUCUGCAACCUUAUUCUUAGGUUGCUAAACAAGGGACAUGACGAUGUAGCCAAGAAAAUAAUGGGGACAAUGCCAAGGGCAUCAAGUACAGGUGAUACUCCAUUCAAGGGAGCUUUCUUUAUCAAACAGCUCCUACGGUUAAACAGAUCUUCAGAUAAUAUAGUUAAGUCAUGCAAAGAAUUAAUGUCCGAAAAUUUGGUACCCAAUGCCCUGUAUAUUGCUACGGAAUGUGCACUCCAACAAGGCAAUAUAGAGUUGGCUGAAAAAUUAUUUGAUGAAUUACAUCAAAAUGGUGUAGAAAUUCGACAGCAUUACUACUGGCCACUGCUUGCUCAUCGAGGAAAAGAAAAAGACGAGGAAGGACUCCUACAGAUCAUCAGGAAUAUGACCACUAAGGGCCUUGCGCCAUCUGGUGAAGCUCUUAGGGAUUACGUCAUACCCUACUUAAUAGGCAAGGAUAAACCUCACGAAGUUAUACUUAAGCUUCAAUUAGCAAAUGUGCCUGUGAUGCUCGCUGCCAGGAACUUGAUCAUCGAAUUAUUGGAAUCAGGUAAAACAAAACAGGCGGCUGAAAUCGCGUUACAAUACAGACCGAGAGGCCAAUACGCUUUAUUUGCUAGGUCUCUUAUUGGCGCAUUGAACAAAACUAAAGAUAUUAAAUCAUUUGUUACCAUAUUGCAUGUGAUAAGUAGCAAGCCAACAAACAUUCAAACGGAACAAGAUUCCGCUAACGACGACGUGCAAGAAGACGACAAUGAUAUCAACGAAGUUGGUCGCAUCGUUAAAACUGGUAUUAAAUAUAUUUCCGCUCCCGAAAUGCGUGAACAACUUUUAGAAGCGUUAUACGCUAAGGGUAUUCGGAUUUCAACGGAAACUGCUGAAGCCAUUGAACAAUACCUUGGUGAAAAUAUGACCACAAAUCAAUCGAAUCUGCUGUCAAAACUGACUUCAUCCGACCUUGAGGCUGUUCCAAUAGAAAGUAGUCGUCAAAGUGGACUCCCUCGUUCACCUGUUCAAUUAGAACAAUUACUUGCUAAGAUUAAUGAUACGGAUAACAACUAUAAAAACCGCAUACGUAAGCAGCUUAUCACAGCGUACAUGAAAAACAAUGAUGUGGACAAGUUAGAUAUGUUCCUAGAACAACUGAAAUCGACAGACUUUACACUAUCAAAUGGAUUGCUCUCUCAACUAUUUGAAUUCUAUUGUGAAAACGGUGACAUUGAUAAGGCCCUUAAAUGUAAAGAUCAAAUUUUAGCUAACUCUCCAAAUUUCGUAUUUAGCAGAUUUAAAAGUAUCAUAAUGGCGUAUGCUUUGGUCAAAACCGAUAGGUAUGACGAAGCAGUUCAAUUAUUAAAGGAUAAUAGGCCUAGUGAGUUGGAAAGCGCAGGCUUCUUGUUGAAUUCCAAAUGUUGGCAAUUGUUGAACACAUUGGCUGAGAAAAAGGAUGAGGUUAAGGUGAAAGAGAUGACCAAUAUUCUGAUUGAAAACAAUUAUGUAGAGCCGUCAAAUGUAAUCUUAGGACCAUUAAUUAAAGUGCACAUGCUGAAAGAUGACUUGGAGAGUGCACUAAAGGAAUUUGAGCAUUGUUGCAAGCAAUACAGAUGCACCCCUUGGAAGGGAGAAUUGAUGAAAGUGCUCAUCAUGCGGGAAGAUGCUAACAAAUUGCAAUGGCUGGCAGAUAUUAGCACUCAGAUCCAUGGUGAAGUGAAUAUACUCCAUGACUUGGUCCUAGCCUUCGUUGAGUGCGGACGACUGCGCCAGGCGCGUCGGAUUCUGGAGACGCCCGGCCUGCAGACGCGCAAUCGCCGCUUGGAAAACGCUUGCCAGAGAUAUGUUGAGGAAGGGAAGUCAGAACAUCUCGAGGGACUCCUCGAGGCGACACGUGAAUUAUCACACAUCGAUCGCUCGAACAUUUUCUACCAUCUACUUAUCAGCUAUUGUAAGGAAGACCAAACUGACAAAGCCCUUGGUCUCUGGACAAUACUUCAAGAAGAUGGCGAAAUCCCAAGCGAUCAGUUCCUUCAACACCUGGGAGCUCAUUUAAAAUCGAAGAAUAGAAAUGUUCCAUUUGUAAUACCUGAAGAAAUACUUAAGAAAAAUGGAAGUAAAAAAGAAACAAAUGCCAAAGUUAAUCAGACACAAGCAGGUGAAAGCAUAACGAAAAACUCAGUGUCUUCACAAAUCGAAUCACUGAUUAAUGAAGGAAAUUUGGAUCAGGCCACAGACAUAACAUUAAAAGCUUUUGAAGUUGGAAAUGUGCCAAAACACACGGUUUUGAAGUAUUUAUUGAAAACUCUGGGUGAGGCGGGUGAGGUUGAGAAAAUUCAGCAAUUAAGCAAAUACAUUAAUGAGUCCUUGAGACGGCGAUUGGCGUUUGACAACAAGAUGAUUCUGGCGGUGUUCAAGCGAGGUGCGGCGUCGCAACAUGUCGACAAUCUACUUCAGUCAGUAGAAGCGGCACAAUCACACGAUGAAUUAAAGACGGCUCUAAUCAAAUUUCCAAGAAGCACUGCCCUGGCUUCAAUAAUUGACAAACCUGAGGAUAUCAAAAAAUGUAAAGAAGUAGCCGAAAUUGCCGCAACAAAAGGUGACAAUAUUCCAAUUAAUCUUAUAUGGAUGGAAUAUAUUCUAGCUGGUAAAGACAAAGAGGCACAGGAAAUUUGGGACAAAUAUCUUAUAAAGGCACCAGUUGUUAUCUUCAGGAGAUUAUUACAAGCAAGCCACACAUGUAAAGACCCACAAAUUAUUGAGAAACUUAUAAGCACACUUGAAACUAACAAAGUACUACAACCGUCAUCACUCGGCAAUGCCUACUCUAGAUUAAUAAAUUACCAUGUACUGGAAAACAAUUUGGAAGAUGCCCUUAAGGUUUUAGAGAAGGCAGUGCAGUCAGGAUUGCAGUUAGCAGAUAUCAACAAAACAAGUUUAGCAAGAUUGAAGGCGGCUGCAGAGACGGCGGGAAAAGAGUUUAAAUACUCUGUAUAAAUAUUAAGCCAUUGGAGUUUCCAGGGCUAUUUGUGUAUGCCUGUGUUAAUUUGUUUAUGAAUGUAAAUAUGGGUGAAAUAAUAAUCAAUAGAGGUUAUAUCUGUCUAAACUUGCUUUAUAAAAAUAAACAUCCUGGACAUAAUAUAAUGCAAAAUUUCGAGUUAGCUUAUUUGUAUUUACAGUAUUUCUGUCAUUGUCAUUGUCAGUCACUUUCAACUACAUUGAUAUAUGAAUACUAAGCAAAAUAAUAAGAAACCAAAUACUGAAUUUACAAUGUAGUUUUCAAUAUUAAUCUUUAAUAAAUUAUUAGGUGGUUAAUAAAAA
Molecule: messenger RNA, 4251 nt
Organism: Manduca sexta (tobacco hornworm)
Lineage: Eukaryota; Metazoa; Arthropoda; Insecta; Lepidoptera; Sphingidae
Gene: bsf
Product: leucine-rich PPR motif-containing protein, mitochondrial
Exons: 9
Coding region: 1-3927 (1308 amino acids)
Molecular function (GO): protein binding
Source: RefSeq, a predicted model, not a curated record